Musa acuminata subsp. malaccensis (wild Malaysian banana) is the source of this 940-nucleotide messenger RNA. RefSeq lists its product as uncharacterized. NCBI's taxonomy places the organism in Eukaryota, Viridiplantae, Streptophyta, Magnoliopsida, Zingiberales, Musaceae. The record is from RefSeq and is a predicted model, not a curated record.
AUCUCUUAACGCAGUGAUGCUAAUCCAAUACCAUUUCUUGUUGGAACACGACAGCACCAGUUGGCUCGAUUGAUUCUAACACGGGAUUUGGGGUCGAUUGAGGUAGGCACAGACGCGUCUUCCCCGACGACGACGACGACGAGAAGAGCAACAACAAAGAAAGGAUCGCUGCCGGCCGGUUCACUCUUCUUCUCCUCCUCUUCCUCCUGUCAUCCGUACCUUCUCUCGAGAUCUCCGAUGGUUCUCCACAACACCAGCCGCGACGCCACCUCUUGCUCCCAAAGAGACGUCUUCUACAGCUGCGGUCACUGCGGCUACGCGCUGAACCUGAGCUCGUCGGACCGGAACACCGCCAAGAUCGGGGUCGAGUACGGGAAGGCCAUCAAGAAGGGCGUCGUGUCGUUCGUCGCCAUCGACGAGAGCCGGUUCACGCAGGCCGACGAGCUCCGCUGCCUCCCCUACUUCCGCUCCCGCCGCUCCUGGGGCCUCUUCCGCCACCAGACCCGCCUGCUCUGUCGCGGCUGCGGUAGCCUUAUCGGCGUCGCCACCUACGACGGCACCUCCUCCCCUUCUUCUCCCUCCGAGGGGUCGUCGGAGAGCAAUUACCCUGCAUCCUCCGGCUCCCGGAAGUACAAGAUACGGAUCGGCGCUCUGCAGCCCUCCGACGACGACUCGGGUACUCUUCUUUUAGACUGAUAGAUGGGUUAUGGGUUAUGGGUGAUGGGCGAUGGAAUUAGGGAUACUGGAUGGUUAUAUAUAUUCAUAUAUGUAGUUACUAAAUCGUGAAAUCGUGGUGUUUAUCCUCUCACUCGAGUCUUGUACAGCGAGAAGAAAAGGUCUCCUUUUUAGCUUCAAAAUUAGGAGAAAGCAGAUGAUUAUUGUGAUAUUUGAACUAAUUUUGUUGGUUUGCAUAUGUCGAAUUGAUGUUCUUUCUACAAAA